AUUGCGCAUGCGCAGCAUUGUAUGCGCAAUGUGAAUAGCAGUGAACAAGAAGUCAGAGAAAUGUUAAAAAGUAUGUGCUUGUAUAUUAUCAGAAAAAAUAUUCGAAAAAAUGUAAUUAGCAUGUUUGAAUGCGAUAAACAAAUACUUUAGAUAUUCACACGCUACGUCAAGCUAAAUAAAACAAUAACAAAACGCGUUUCAAGCAGUGUUGUUAUUCGUCAGUCGAAAUCGAACGAUCGCGGACGAAAAAAACUCAAACUAAAAUAGAAAAUGUAAAACUAAAUUACAGUGCGCUCUGUGACUUCUAACAUAAUUUAAAGAUUUUAAUUCAGUGCAACUUAAGUCAUUUGACUUAAACUUUAAUUUUUAGAUUAUCGUAAACCAUGGUAUGUCCACAUAUGAAAAAACCAAAGCUGCAAUACAUAAUCUACCCUGGCAUUUUCUUCCUGUUGAGUGGAAUUACGUUGAUGUGCCUCUGCUCGAGUUUAUACACACACGUUUUGAACUCAUCGCUUGGUUUCUCACCGGAUUCCGCCUAUUUCAAAGCAUGGCGGCGUACACAAACACCACCCUACAUGGAAAUAUACCUCUUCAACUGGACCAAUCCGGAAGACGGACACAACGAAAAUAUCAAGCCGCGAUUUACUGAGAUCGGGCCGUUUAAAUUCAAAGAGUACAAAGAAAAAUUUAACAUAACGUUCAACGCCAAUAACACCAUCAGUUUUCGUCAGAAAAAAGUAUGGUACUUUGAUGAGGAAGCGUCAUGUUGUUCGUUGGAUGUAAACGUUACCACAUUAAAUGCUGUUUUAGUCACCUUGUCACACAAAGCAAAGGGUUAUAGCAUGGUAUUGAAAAUGGGUCUUAGUUUUGGUCUGCGGGCAAUGUCACCCAAUCUACACGUGACGAAAACAGCGAGGGAGUUGUUAUUUGAAGGUUACGUUGAUAAUCUAUUGGCUACUCUUAAAAAUACGGGCAUGGCGAGUUUACCAGACAAAUUUGGUUUCUUCCAUGGUAAAAAUGAUACAUCACGUGACGGUUACUACAAUAUGGAUACGCAUCCAAGUGCUAAGGGUCUCAUUCGUAAAUGGAACCAUGAGACAGACACUACUUAUUUUGAAGGUGCAUGUAGUAAGGUACAUGGCACUACAGCUGAGAUGUAUCCGCCCGGACGUGAUCAAACCUCAGUUGCUUUCUUCUCUGGCGAUAUGUGUCGACAACUUAAGUUGGAUUACGAUAGAGAUGAAUCAUUUUAUGGAUUAGGCACCUAUCGCUUUAUAGCUAACACAAGUUUGCUUGAUAAUGGAACUUUAAUCCCAGAAAAUAGUUGCUAUUGUAAUGGCAAGUGUAUGCCAUCCGGGGUGAUGAAUAUCUCUGCGUGCCGUGAAGGAAGUCCUACUUUUAUUAGUAUGCCGCAUUUUCUAAAUGCUGAUCCUGUUUAUCUGGAUGCUGUCGAAGGGCUUAGUCCUGAUCCUGAUAAACAUCAACUGUAUCAGUUGGUUGAGCCAAAUACUGGUUUGGUUGUUGAAGCAGCCAUUAGAAUUCAGAUGAAUUUUCACUUAAAACCCAUCGCUAUGAUGCCGAUUAUUAAUGAUGUACCAAAUGUAAUGUUCCCAAUUUUAUGGUUCCAAACACAAGCGAAAGGUACACCGGAAGUUGCGUCGAAAUUAUCACUUCUUCUCAAUUUACCCGCCAUUUUACAAGGAAUUGCGUACACUGUGAUAGUAAUAAGCGUACUCAUGAUCCUCGUCGGGUUGUAUCUGAAACGUAAAGAGGCAACACCCAUCCUACCCGAAAUACAUCAAUCUGAAGCUGUGCCAUUGAAAAAGUCAGAUUUUGACAGCGGCACGACCAAAUCAAGGUUAUAAUUACCAAAACUUAAAGUACAGCCAUCCAAACCUAGAAAAGAAUUUAAAAUUUACCGCUUAAGUUGCAUAUUAAUAGGUUAGGAACCUAAAAGAACUGAUUGCGUAGUCGUUUUUAAUUUUCGUGCCAAUUCCUAGGUUAUAUUCGUUACCAAAAUAUGUUUUCAUGACUUAAGUGAGUUCGUUAAACUACAUAACUGUAAAAUAUUAAGUUUGCUAGCGAAUUUUUAUUUUGUUAUGUACAUGAGAAAACUAGUCAAUGUUGUAGUUAAAAAUGACCUACACUACGUAAAUCAACCAACUAAUAGUUUAAUGUUAUUAUUACAAGUUAGUAUUAAACUCGAUUAAAAGUCAUCUAAACCAAAAACUACAUAAAUCACAUUUUAAAUUGUUAUACAGUACUAAUUUGUAUAUCACUUAGUGUAAAAGUGAGGUUAAAUUCAAUUUAGUAGAAAUGUCUUGAAUAGUAAUAAUUGCCAUUGGUUCCUAAGUGUUUUUUUUGUAGAAAAAUAAAAGAAAAGAAAAACUAAUCAAAGAAUGUAAUAUUAAUGUAAUAAUAUUUAAAAGAAAAUUGCAUUUGAUGUGAUAUUAUAUUUCUAUGGCAUUUGUUUUGUGUAACACAUUAGAAGUUAUGAAAAGUAAAAUUUAUUCAUAGUAAAAUAGUCAAAAUAUAACAAACGUGUUAUUGUCGUUUAAUAUAAUUGUGAAUCAGGCAUCAUGAAAAAGAUUUACUGUUACAUUUUGUAAUAUUUCAAAAUAUUUAAUAAAGUUUUGAUAUAAACACGAA
Messenger RNA from Dalotia coriaria, 2649 nucleotides. Its product is annotated as protein peste-like. The coding region runs from base 384 to 1865 and encodes 493 amino acids. The transcript has 7 exons. Gene Ontology annotation, cellular component: cytoplasm; membrane. NCBI's taxonomy places the organism in Eukaryota, Metazoa, Arthropoda, Insecta, Coleoptera, Staphylinidae. Gene Ontology annotation, molecular function: scavenger receptor activity. The record is from RefSeq and is a predicted model, not a curated record.